Messenger RNA from Penicillium brevicompactum, 540 nucleotides. Its product is annotated as putative DNA polymerase delta subunit 4. Gene Ontology annotation, biological process: DNA synthesis involved in DNA repair; DNA-templated DNA replication. Lineage: Eukaryota; Fungi; Ascomycota; Eurotiomycetes; Eurotiales; Aspergillaceae. The record is from RefSeq and is a predicted model, not a curated record. The coding region runs from base 1 to 540 and encodes 179 amino acids. Gene Ontology annotation, cellular component: delta DNA polymerase complex. Gene Ontology annotation, molecular function: DNA-directed DNA polymerase activity. The transcript is spliced from 3 exons.
AUGCCUCCUCGUCGCCGAACAGCAAACACUGGGCAGUCUACACUGUCGUUCGGCUCCCAGGCCCGGGUCACCAAACCAGUUACCGCACCCUCCAAGGCCAAGGCUCUCGACUCGCUCCCACGAACCAAAGCCUCUCCGACUCCAGAGUCACCAUUGUCGGAAGUCCCGGAAACUUCCAAGCCUCAUGUCGCAGAAUUAGUAGUGCGCCAGCAGGCCGCAGUUGAAGCUGAAGCCCCGCAAACCGAAGAGGACCGACAGGCAUUGAAGUUGAACAAGCAGGACAUCUGGCGAUACUGGAGAGCUCAAGAUGAGAAUCGUCUGGCACCUCGAGUACACCAAGAGGGACUGGACAUAGAAGAAAAGAUUCUGAGAAAUUUUGAUCUCUCAAGUCAGUAUGGGCCCUGCAUUGGAAUCGCUCGAAUUAAGCGCUGGCGUCGCGCCAGCCAGUUGAAGCUCAAUCCUCCCCUCGAAGUUCUGGCGGUCCUCCUCAAGGGAAAGGACAUAAAGGAACGAGCAUACAUUGACGAGUUAUUGUCAUGA